CCUCGACGUGAUCUUCUUGCUAGUUCUGAUAGCUCUGAGGCUGCAGUACAACUAGUAGUACAAGUACGAGGUGGUAGGAUUUUAGCUCCGCUUCCGCACUCCAGCCACUCGCCUCGUAAUACUAAGAGCGAAAGAGAGAUUGUUGAUCGCGCAUUGCGCCGAUUGGAUGACAGGCAGCACGAAUUGGAAUCAGCACGUAAGAAACUGAAAGAAGAAGAGGAAGAGCACCAAGGAGAUCAACGACCUGCAGAGAAUGCGACUGGUGCAAGCGGUAUACAACGACCUCAAGAGCCUUUUGCUUGUACCGGCACAGCCGCUGCAUCUUCAACCUCUAUCGGAAUCAGC
Molecule: messenger RNA, 345 nt
Organism: Amoebophrya sp. A25
Lineage: Eukaryota; Dinophyceae; Syndiniales; Amoebophryaceae
Source: the annotation of a GenBank genome assembly